GGAGUGACACCGGGACCCCCCGGUGCCACCGAGGCUCCUCCCGGGGGCGGUCCCCGCCCCUGCCGGUGCCACCCGAGGGUGACAGAGGCACGCGCGGAGCCGGGACCGGUGACAAGGGCGGGGAGGGGACGGGGACAGCGACACCGCAGCCCCGGGGACACUUCGCGACCCCCCGGGGGACACCCCAGGGCCACCAUGGGCCAGCGGGUGGCGACCCCCGCCCCGCCGGGCCACGUCCCGCCCGGAGCAGAGGAGCGCUCCGCCCGCGCCACCGUUGUCGCCUGGCGCCGGUACCGCCAGACCUGCGAGCUGCAGCUGCGCCUGACCCCGCCCGCGCCAGGACCCGUCUGCAACCGCACCUUCGACCUGUACGCGUGUUGGGGGGACGCUGUCCCCAACAGCACCGCCACUGUCCCCUGCCCCUGGUACCUGCCCUGGUACCACCGAGUGCAGGGCGGGGUGGUGGCGCGGCGCUGCGGCCACGACGCGCGGUGGGUGACAGACGACAGCGGCAGGACAUGGCAGGACAAUUCCCAGUGCGAGGACCUGGCGGAGAUACAGCCCCUGGAGCGCCAGGUGUGGCUGCUGGAGCAGUUCCGCCUCCUCUACACCGUGGGGUACUCACUGUCCCUCGUGGCGCUGCUGGUGGCACUGCUGCUGCUGCUGCUGCUCAGGCGGCUGCGCUGCACACGGAACCUGAUCCACGCCAACCUGUUCGCGUCCUUCGCGCUGCGCGCCGGCGCCAUCCUCACGCGGGACGCGCUCCUGCCCCACGGCCACGGCCACCCCCUGCAGCUGCUGGGCCGGCAGGCGGGCCCCGCGUGCCGCGUGGCGCAGAGCGUGGCGCAGUACUGCGUGGGCGCCAACUACGCCUGGGCCACGGCUGAGGGGCUGUUCCUGCUGCGGCUGCUGCUGGCGGCGAGCCCGGCCCGGGGCUGCCUGCCCGGGUACCUGCUGCUGGGCUGGGGUGUCCCCGUGCUCUUCGUGGUGCCCUGGGUGGUGCUGCGCCACCUGUACGACAACGAGGGGUGUUGGGAGCGCAAUGACAAGGUGGCCGUGUGGUGGCUGAUCCGCUGUCCCAUCCUGGUGGCGGUCACGGUGAACUUCGUGGUGUUCGUGCGGAUCCUGCGGAUCCUGGUGGCCAAGGUGCGCGCGCGGCAGGUGGCCCGCGGGGACACGCGGCUCAGGCUGGCGCGCUCCACGCUGACGCUGAUCCCCCUUCUGGGGGUGCACGAGGUGAUUUUCGCCCUGGCCGGGGAGGCGGAGGCGGGCGGGGGCAGCCUGAGGCUGGCGCGGCUCUGCCUGCACCUGCUGCUCACCUCGGCACAGGGCCUGGUGGUCAGCGUCCUCUACUGCUUCACCAACAAGGAGGUGCAGGCCGAGCUGCGGCGGGGGUGGCAGCGCUGCCGCCUGGGGGUCACCGGUGUCGCCCCCCGGGACCCCCCGAGGCGGGGACAACGGGCGGCGGUGGAGAGCGGCUGCUGAGGGGGGCGGGGGGCA
Taeniopygia guttata (zebra finch) is the source of this 1500-nucleotide messenger RNA. RefSeq names its product gastric inhibitory polypeptide receptor (gene GIPR). Gene Ontology annotation, biological process: adenylate cyclase-modulating G protein-coupled receptor signaling pathway; cell surface receptor signaling pathway. Gene Ontology annotation, molecular function: gastric inhibitory peptide receptor activity; G protein-coupled peptide receptor activity; peptide hormone binding. NCBI's taxonomy places the organism in Eukaryota, Metazoa, Chordata, Aves, Passeriformes, Estrildidae. Gene Ontology annotation, cellular component: plasma membrane. The record is from RefSeq and is a predicted model, not a curated record.